Molecule: messenger RNA, 1528 nt
Organism: Cajanus cajan (pigeon pea)
Lineage: Eukaryota; Viridiplantae; Streptophyta; Magnoliopsida; Fabales; Fabaceae
Product: signal peptide peptidase
Biological process (GO): membrane protein proteolysis
Cellular component (GO): cytoplasmic side of endoplasmic reticulum membrane; lumenal side of endoplasmic reticulum membrane; membrane
Molecular function (GO): aspartic endopeptidase activity, intramembrane cleaving
Source: RefSeq, a predicted model, not a curated record
CUUAAAACCCUAACUCUUCAAUUUAUUUAUUUAUAUAUUUUCAUUUCCCCAAAUCAAUUUCUCUCUCUCUGUUUCUCCGAUCUGCUUUGUUGCUGGGGCUGUGUUGUGCCCAACCGGUCCUGCAAUUCUCCUUUGCGAUUGGAGUGGAGGCCAUUCUCGCAACGUUUGAGUUCAGUAGAUCCAUAAUUUUUCAGGAAAGAGGUUAAGGAGAAUGAAGAAAACGGAACGAAUUGCGAAUUUGGCUUUAGCAGGUUUAACCUUAGCGCCGCUUGUUGUGAAAGUAGAUCCGAAUGUAAAUGUUAUUUUGACUGCUUCCAUCACCGUGUUUGUGGGCUGUUACCGUUCUGUCAAACCAACCCCACCAACUGAGACAAUGUCCAAUGAACAUGCCAUGCGUUUUCCCUUUGUUGGGAGUGCGAUGUUAUUGUCACUUUUCUUACUCUUCAAGUUUCUAUCCAAGGACUUGGUGAACACUGUAUUGACAGCCUACUUCUUUGUACUCGGGAUUGUUGCACUUUCGGCAACGUUAUUACCGUUUAUCAGACGUUUUCUGCCAAAGCAUUGGAAUGAGGAUGUCAUAGUCUGGCGAUUUCCAUUUUUCCGUUCUUUGGAGAUUGAGUUUACAAGGUCACAGAUCGUUGCUGGAAUCCCUGGUACUUUUUUCUGUGCCUGGUAUGCUUCGCAUAAGCAUUGGCUGGCAAAUAAUAUAUUGGGCCUUGCUUUCUGUAUUCAGGGAAUUGAAAUGCUUUCUCUUGGGUCUUUCAAGACUGGUGCUAUUCUCUUGGCAGGUCUAUUUGUAUAUGACAUUUUCUGGGUUUUCUUUACUCCAGUGAUGGUUAGCGUCGCAAAAUCAUUUGAUGCUCCAAUAAAGCUUUUGUUCCCCACAUCUGAUUCUGCAAGGCCGUUUUCAAUGCUUGGACUUGGAGAUAUUGUUAUCCCUGGUAUUUUUGUGGCAUUGGCUUUGAGGUAUGACGUGUCUAGAGGAAAACAGCCUCAGUAUUUCAAAAGUGCAUUUCUAGGAUACACAUUUGGCUUAGUCCUUACAAUUAUUGUGAUGAACUGGUUUCAGGCUGCACAGCCUGCUCUUUUGUAUAUUGUACCUUCUGUAAUUGGAUUUUUAGCUGCUCAUUGCAUAUGGAAUGGUGAUGUCAAACAGUUGUUGGAGUUUGAUGAGUCAAAGACUGCUAAUUCAUCUGAAGAGAGUGAUGCCAAAUCUAGCAAAAAGGUUGAAUAAGUUGAAGCAUGCCCAAUACCCCAAUAGUCACAGAAGACAUACUGCAAUUUUCUAAGAACACCGGUUACUUUUAAAGCUAACUUAUUCAGCAGCAACACCCCCUCUGUAACAGAUUGUGAUUAAAAAAAAUGUAUUAGUCUUACUUUUCAAGUUGGCAUUUUGCUUUUACUGCCUGACUGCCCAUUCUGGGUUUCCAUAGCAAACUUUCAAGUUAAGGGGCUGUUUGGUAUGCCUGUUUUUUGUUUUCAUUUUCACUGAAAAUGAAAAAUGGUGAUGAAAAUGUGUAUGUUUUAA